CUUCACAGUUCGCCACUCGCCAGUAACGACUCACGAGAGCUCGCGCGAUCACGUCUUUUGUAAUCAGUGGUUCUCUAUAGCUCGUUUGCGUCUCGACGGCUUUGUUGUGUGUGCUGUGUUUACGGAUAGUGCAAACAUUGCGAAGGUGUGACUUUAUUAGCAAGUAAGCGGAGGGAACUAAAGAGCCUGGGCUGGCGAGUGGGCGCAGCCUCUCGGGAGCAACGACCGCGCGUUCGGGGCGCAGCGGCGGGGCAGGAGGCGGCAUGGAGUGUGGCGUAGCGGGGGCCUUUCCGGCCCGGACCCCACAUGGGGCUCAUCCAGCACCACGAGGACACGCCCCGCAUGGGGCGCUCUCACCCACCGAACGCUCGCCCGCUAAGGCGGGCCUACAUGUUAAUUUCAGUGAUAAAGGCGAGGUGAAGGAGCGUCGUGAGAAGUUUCUUACGGCGAAAUAUGGCAGUCACCAGAUGGCUCUGAUCCGCAAACGGCUCGCCGUCGAAAUGUGGCUGUACGACGAGCUGCAGAAGUUGUAUGAGGCACCUGCGCCGAGUGAGAGCGGCGCAGUAACACAAGAAGUCGAUGUAGAUAUUGAUGAGUUACUGGAUAUGGACAGUGACGAACAACGUUGGAGACAUCUCACGGUGCUGUUGGCCGAUGCGAAAAAACCUCAGAAAGAUGUACAUAGAUUUAUAAACGAUCUUUUAGAAAAAGCAAAGACGUUGUAAAUAUCGAGAAACCCAGUAAUGCCAGGCGAUCCUCAGCUGUAUACGGCCAACAACUUGGAUAGCAAAGGAGCUAUCUGUAAGGUUUUAUAGUUGGACUGAUUCAUCAUUACUUUGAAUUCUCAUGAAUUGUACUAGCGUUUUAUAUCUAUGCGUGAUGGUGUAUUUCAAUAUACAUAUAUAAUGUUAAAUCAGACUUGCAUUAAAGCCUUGAGGUUGCACAUACUACCUCGGGCGACGGGUCGCUGUAAUUAUAAGUAAGCUCAAUAUAUUCCAUGUCACGUGUCGUGCAGUGCUUCCAGGCUCAGUCAUUUUAAAAAUAUUUUAACAGUCCUAUAAUACAAAACCAAAACAAAUUGAGUUUAUUUAAAAGAUUACUUAAAAAUCUACUAAAUUGUAUUCUUGUAUAUUUUCAAUCUAGCAGCAGCAUUUGUUGUUCUGGAAGUACUGUGUGGGAGCAUACCUAGUGCCUUUAUGGCGCGGUAGUGUGAGAAAACGAAAUUACUGCUCACACGGGUGCAUUACUCGAUUCUUAGCUAAAUUUAGUUGUACUCAUUAGAAUUAAAUAUUGAGGAUGUUAUAUUAAAACAGUUCCGACUCCCGUUACGUUUUGAUAUAAUUUGCACCCUUCUAAACAAAUAUACAAUGAAAACAUAUCAGCAAAAUUAAAGAGUCAAAGGUACGCUAUAGAAGAUAUUGGACAUGUUUUAAUCACUUUGAAUUUUAUUAAAGUUAUUAUUUAAUAUUUAAAUAAUAUUUUAUGGAUGGUACUAGACGUGAUAGCAAUAGCUAUAAUAAAAACUGUCAACUUACUGAUUUUAAUUCUCAGUCGGUAAAAUUUUUUUUCGUUCUAACCCCAUUAGAAUGUUUUAAAUACUUAAUUUAAUAACGUUUGUCUAUAUUCAGCAUAUAUGUUUGCUCAUAAAGUUACAGACGGAUUAUAUAAGACAUUUGACAUCUACCUUAUAUCAUUGUAAACAUACAUUUUAUAAGCUUAUUUUAUUAAUUAUCAAUAUAACAUAAAUUAUAUAGUAGACAAGUAGUUCUACAUAGGCCUGCUGGUACUUAUUUUGGACAUCACGUUCCUAAGAUUAUGUAUGAAUUGCAUGCCUCUAGAUGGCGCUUGAGUAACUAACAUUGUACCCACCACACGUCCAAUGAUUGUCCUUGAAGUUAAAUUCUGCGUUUUAAGCCAUAACUUAACAGGGCUCAAUCCAGUGUUUUUCGUGACUUGCUUGUUCGCAUUUUGUAUAACCUAAUUUAUUUUGCAAGCGCUGAGCGCAAUAAGUACGUAAUUUAUUGCUUUAAUAAUCAAGUAUAUUGAGUUGGUUAUUGCAAAAAUGACAACAAAUUAAUGUGCUUAGUUUGUAUUGGUGGACUUUAGAUUUACUUAAACUAAUUAUUGUGGCCACAGUUCAAGUGUAGCGUAGUAUGGUGGUAAAGUAGGUAAGAGCUCAAGCAGAUGGACUGCAGUAAAAAAACUGUAUGAAGUGGUAACAGCCUCGCUUAUAACCGUCAGUACAAAUACAGUAACUAUUUCGAAAACAAUUAAAAAGUUGGUGAACCAAAUCGGCAGUCGAAUAAGUUUUUUCAAGCAGUCCGUGUGGUGAGAGCGCUUAGGUAGUAGGUAUAUGAUUAAUUUUAGGUAGUAAUAAGUGUCAAGUGAUGAUACAUUUUGUAAUAAAUCAGUUGAUACAAAAUA
This is a messenger RNA of Pieris brassicae (large cabbage white), 2424 nucleotides long. Its product is annotated as protein phosphatase 1 regulatory subunit 14B. The record is from RefSeq and is a predicted model, not a curated record. Gene Ontology annotation, cellular component: cytoplasm. Gene Ontology annotation, molecular function: protein serine/threonine phosphatase inhibitor activity. NCBI's taxonomy places the organism in Eukaryota, Metazoa, Arthropoda, Insecta, Lepidoptera, Pieridae. The coding region runs from base 264 to 725 and encodes 153 amino acids. The transcript is spliced from 6 exons. Gene Ontology annotation, biological process: regulation of phosphorylation.